This is a messenger RNA of Rhodamnia argentea, 630 nucleotides long. RefSeq names its product protein MOTHER of FT and TFL1. Gene Ontology annotation, biological process: positive regulation of seed germination; response to abscisic acid. The transcript has 4 exons. Bases 95 to 613 code for a protein of 172 amino acids. The record is from RefSeq and is a predicted model, not a curated record. Lineage: Eukaryota; Viridiplantae; Streptophyta; Magnoliopsida; Myrtales; Myrtaceae.
CGUUAAGUCUUUCUCAGUGUCUGUGUGUGUGUGUGUGUUCUUGGAGGUUCUUUGGACCCCAAAAUUCGAGCUGCAUUCCCGUGGGGUAAUCCGAAUGGCUUCGUCCGUCGAUCCUCUGGUGGUGGGCCGCGUGAUCGGUGAUGUGGUCGACAUGUUCGUGCCGAGCGUGAACAUGUCCGUGAGCUACGGCUCAAAGCAUGUCACCAACGGCUGCGACAUCAAGCCCUCCAUCGCGGCCAGCGGCCCCAAGAUCAGCAUCUCCGGCCACCUGGAUGAGCUCUACACCUUGGUGAUGGUGGAUCCUGAUGCACCGAGCCCUAGCGAGCCAAGCCUGCGAGAGUGGAUUCACUGGAUCGUGGUUGACAUCCCUGGAGGCACAAAUCCUAACCGAGGAAAAGAGAUAUUAACCUAUGUGGGGCCACGCCCUCCGGUGGGGAUCCACCGAUUCAUCCUGGUGCUGUUCCAGCAGAAGACUCCCAUCGGCCACAUCGACCACCCCAACUCGCGCGCCAACUUCAACACCCGCCUCUUCGCCGCCCACCUCGACCUCGGCCUCCCCGUGGCGACCGUCUACUUCAACUCCCAGAAGGAGCCUGCCAACCGCCGCCGCUGACAUCUGAACCGAGGUGG